Neoarthrinium moseri is the source of this 630-nucleotide messenger RNA. RefSeq lists its product as uncharacterized. The transcript has 2 exons. NCBI's taxonomy places the organism in Eukaryota, Fungi, Ascomycota, Sordariomycetes, Amphisphaeriales, Apiosporaceae. Gene Ontology annotation, cellular component: membrane. Gene Ontology annotation, molecular function: transmembrane transporter activity. The record is from RefSeq and is a predicted model, not a curated record. The coding region runs from base 1 to 630 and encodes 209 amino acids.
AUGGCUGUCAAAGAUAUCAAGACAUGGAUUCUGAUGUUUCUCCUCUUUUUCAUAAUAUUUGCUGCUUCGAUCACCAACUUCUUCCCGUCUGUCGUUGAAACCUUGGGAUACGGCAAGGUCAGGUCUCUUUUCCUGACUGUUCCACCUUACGCUAUAGCAACUGUCCUGUCAUGUCUCAACGCAUGGCAUUCCGACCGUGUAGCUGAACGUUACUGGCACAUUACUAUUCCAUUAUGCUUUGCCGUCACUGGCUUCAUUAUUGCAGCCACGACCGAGUCAGUUGCACCUCGGUAUUUGAGCAUGAUCCUAAUGCUCUCCGGUUUAUACCCUGGGUUUGUCAUCGCCUUAGGAUGGAUCUCAAGCACAGUGAGGAGGCCUCUGGCAAAACGAGCUGCGGCCAUGGCUCUCAUUACUGCGUUUGGAAACUCCAGCAGUAUCUACGCGAGCUUUAUGUUCCAAAGCCAGAUGGCGCCCCGGUAUGUGCUGGCAAUGAGUGUUUGCAGUGGCGCCAUCGUUCUUGCACUAGGUUGCACCACGGUACUCAGAUUCGUGCUUGUUCAUCACAACAAGAGAACAGAAGGCACUGGGGCAGCGGGCGGUCCCGCGGUCGAUUUCAAAUUUCCCAUAUAG